Molecule: messenger RNA, 1231 nt
Organism: Phragmites australis (common reed)
Lineage: Eukaryota; Viridiplantae; Streptophyta; Magnoliopsida; Poales; Poaceae
Product: adenylate kinase 4-like
Exons: 6
Coding region: 93-818 (241 amino acids)
Biological process (GO): nucleobase-containing compound metabolic process
Cellular component (GO): mitochondrion; cytoplasm
Molecular function (GO): ATP binding; AMP kinase activity
Source: RefSeq, a predicted model, not a curated record
CGACCGAGCCGAUGGAGCCAGCCAUCAACAGACCGUGAGCCGCUGCUGCAACGCACGCAGGCGGGUUGAGCUUUCUCGUUGCGGCGGCGGAGAUGGCGGCGAACCUGGAGGACGUGCCGUCGCUGGAUCUGAUGCACGAGCUGCUACGCCGCAUGAAGUGCAGCUCCAAGCCCGACAAGCGCCUCAUCCUCAUCGGUCCACCUGGCUCUGGAAAGGGAACUCAGUCACCCCUUAUUAAAGAUGAAUAUUGCCUAUGCCAUUUAGCCACUGGUGAUAUGCUGAGGGCUGCUGUGGCUGCUAAGACUCCUCUAGGGAUCAAGGCUAAAGAAGCUAUGAAUAAGGGAGAGCUUGUUUCAGAUGACUUAGUUGUGGGGAUUAUUGAUGAAGCCAUGAAAAAACCUUCAUGCCAGAAAGGUUUCAUUCUUGAUGGCUUCCCUAGAAUAGUUGCUCAAGCACAGAAGCUUGACGAGAUGCUGGCAAAGCAAGGUGCUAAUGUUGACAAGGUGUUGAACUUUGCGAUUGACGAUGCUAUAUUGGAAGAACGGAUUACUGGUCGUUGGAUCCACCCAGCUAGCGGAAGGACUUACCAUACGAAAUUUGCACCUCCAAAGGCUCCAGGAGUAGAUGAUGUCACCGGAGAGCCAUUGAUUCAAAGGAGAGAUGACACAGCUGAGGUCUUGAAGUCAAGGCUUGAAGCCUUCCACAGACAAACUGAACCUGUGAUUGACUACUACUCCAAGAAGGGCUUAGUGGCGAAUUUACAUGCGGAGAAACCACCAAAGGAAGUGACUGCUGAGGUGCAGAAAGCCCUCUCGUGAUGAAGCUCCAGCUUAAGCAGGACGUGUACCAAAGUCCCUUGUGUGGGUUCCCUCUAAGUUUAUACUGACGCUGACGUCCUGCGGUUUUCAUCUUCAAUUUUUCGUUUGUGCGAGUGCACCAUUUUAUCACAGCUUUAACAAGCUCGGGAACAGUCUGAAUAAUUUUUAUUUUGGAUGCAGAAAGUUGUUUUUUUGUGUACCAAUACUGAUGAUCACAGCAAUUCAUCCUUAGCAAAAUUCUCCUUGUUCCAGCUCUUACCUCAAUGCUUAGGUUAUUGAGGGUGACAAUCGUUAUGAAUUUCCUAGUAAGGUCCAUAGCUCUCUGCUUCACUAAUUAUUCUUGUUCUAAUGAGCGGAAGCUGUAUUUACUCGCCACAAAUGAAGUCAAAUUAAUGUUUCAAGUUGUAUGUUUA